CUGCCUCCUAGUACAAUUCCAGGGGAUAUCCCAAAGAGUUUAAGGCCACGACUCUGGAGAUACAGGCCCUUUGUCCAGGUGGACUAUGCUAAACACAGUGACCCCUGCCUAUGCUGAAUCAGGUUCAAAUCCAGCUGCUGUGAACAAGGCUGGAACUAUCUAUAACUCAAAUUCCAUUAGUCACCAAAACUCACAGGGGAGGGACAUAGAAUCCCUAUUCUUUUCUCAUCCUGUACUUGAGUCCAGGGGAACUAGUUCAAGGUCAGCUUCCACUCUGAUGCCAGGAGUAUGGGAUAGCCAAUAUUCUAUGGGUAACAUAGGCACAGAGGCCAGCCAUUAACUGUGCAAUCUCAUACCGUGGUAUUUAUGCAGCACAAACAAAUGGGUGUAUUGUGCACACUGUCACCCUCAAUGGAAAGCAGUCUUUGAGGCCAAGGAUAGUGUCAUUUUCCUCUUUGCAUCUAUAGAUUAAAGCACUGAAUAUUUGUGGAUUUGUUUGAUAAGGAGACACGAGGCUCAGGAAAACAGGCCAAGGAAACAGAGGUUGGACCUCAGAUAUGUGUCCCAUGAAGUGAUCUCUCUUAGAACCUGACACCUAGCUUUCUAAGCUCUUAGACUUGGAUUUAAUCAUCUAGGAGGUCUCUUGCAGCUCUAAUAAUAAUAACUAACAUCUAUAUAAUGCUUACUUUGAAUCAGUCUCUCUGCCAAGUGCUUUACAAACAUCUCAUUCCAUCCUCGCAACAACCUUUGGAGAGGUAGGUGCUCUUAUAACCCCCGUUUUUAUGAUGAAGAACCUGAGGCAGUCAGGGUCAAGUGACUUGCCCAGAGUACCAGAACUAAAAUGUCUGAGGCUAAUUUUGAACUCAGGUCUUUCUGACUCUAAGUCCAGUUCUCUGUCCACUGUACUACCUAACUAUUGGAUCAUAGGUAGAUUUAUUUUCUUCUGUUCUCUCCUAACCAUAGUCUCUCCACUCAUGGCUGUUUUCUCUCCCUACAGGUUAUAAACAUCAAAUGAGCUUCCCUUGCUUCAGAAACAUAUCAUGGAACUCUUACUACAAGACCUUCACACUCAGCUUCACUAUUACCAACAUGUUUUACACAACAAAGAUGAAUCAAAAGGACUCCAGAACAUUCGAGGCUGCUGAGCAUAUCCUGCAAAUCUUGCUCAAGGUAUUGUUUGGAAGCAGCAGGCUUGCCUCUCAGUAUUCUGGAUGCAGUGCCCUUUCACUGAGGUCUCUGAGGAACAGGAUAGCAACCGGAGUGGAUAUACUCUGCACUUUCAAGAAGUACUCCUCCAACCAUGUCCUGGACAAAAAGGUGGUUUACUGGGAGCUGACUGAACAGCUCUGUACAAGAAAGCUAAAACACCUGGUUAUAGACAAUGAUAGCCUCAUUGUCAAUGGGUAUCAACAUAAGCUGCCAGGAAUCAGAUCGACAAAGAGAAGUGAGGUUGGUGUAGGAGCUGUCACCCAUAUCCCCGACCAUGGAGCACCAGGAGACAUCAAGACAUCACUGACUAGUGGCCUCCUGAUUCGUGAAUCCAUUGUAUAUUCUAUAGGAUUCCCUACUGAGACUUCAGGGACACUGAAGAAAGUGAGUGGAUCUCACCAGGGAAGAGAACCAACAGACUCCACCAGUAUCCCUAUGACUGGCUUUAAGGGGAGAGAUUCCAUUACAGACAUUGAAAGAGACAUAUGUGUCAUGGAGACAACUCUAAGAGCCACAGCCUCAAGUGCCACAGAAACCACACCAAAUCCUGAUUUGUCAGUGAGACCUAUCACACUAGAGCCAGGCUCAGCUGCCCUAACUUCCACUGCUCCCACCAUCAUUCCAACACUGUCUGAGGAAGACAUAAACACCUCACUGGUGUCUAUAGAAGGACCAACAGAAGAUAAAACAGCGUCCAGCACCUUCCCAGCAAAUGCAGACACCCCUGGUAUCACUCACAGGGAGCACUUCUUCACAGGUCCUGGAGUAACUUUUCAACCUGACAUGGCCUCUACUUCUCUGCCCAAUUUAUGUGAAGGGAUCAGUUAUUCCAGAAAUAUCCCCUCACCCUCUUUAGAAAGUAGGAAAAGCACUGCCAUGAUUGGAGUCUGGACAAGCCCAGCUGUACCUCACACUGUGGAGCCUAAGAAGCCCACCCCUGCUGAGGGUUCCCUCUGUAUUGGACCAGUGACUGAAUUUAGCAGCAGGGAAAGUGGACAUUUAAAGAAUAGCUUGGCCUCUGCUGUGACCUUUAACUCUCCACUACCAAGCCCCAUUGCUUCUAGCAGCAUGGAUGUAGACUCAGAAAUGGCGUCAGGAUUAUCUCUCUGGACAGACAGCUCCUCAUCACAAGUAGAAGUCAGUUUUCCUGAUCUGGUUUCCACCACAGGAGAUGGACCUUCCCUGGGAACAGAACCUCACAAUCCCAUCCAUGAAUCUCUGAGCCCAGGGCCAGGCUCCUUUCCUGCCUUAAGUACUCCCACAGCCUGCACAAGCACAGCUUCCCUUGACACUGCUACUUCAUUGGAGGACCCAGGGCCAGCCAGCCUGACUCCAGAGACUGAGAGAAACCCACAGGCAACACCAACUCCAGUUAUCACCCUGCCUCCAGCCAACACACAGGAAGUUUGCACAACAGCAUCUCCCAGUCCUUCUGACACAACCACAGAGGGCAACAGUGUCAAGGCAGGCACAGCCUCUGUUUCUGAUCAAGUGCCUUCCACUUCCUGCCUCUUCCCAAGCUUCCUCAUCUACAUAUAA
Molecule: messenger RNA, 2748 nt
Organism: Monodelphis domestica (gray short-tailed opossum)
Lineage: Eukaryota; Metazoa; Chordata; Mammalia; Didelphimorphia; Didelphidae
Source: RefSeq, a predicted model, not a curated record